Molecule: messenger RNA, 1722 nt
Organism: Microthlaspi erraticum
Lineage: Eukaryota; Viridiplantae; Streptophyta; Magnoliopsida; Brassicales; Brassicaceae
Source: the annotation of a GenBank genome assembly
AUGGGAAGAUCGCAAUUGGCGAUAGCUGUUGUUCUUGUAUCGACAUUGUUGUUGGUGAAUGUAGAGGCGAAAAGCGUUGAUCCUUAUAAGGUUCUUGGAGUAUCUCGGGAUGCAAAGCAGCGUGAAAUCCAGAAAGCUUUCCACAAGCUAUCUCUGAAAUAUCACCCAGAUAAAAACAAAAACAAGGGUGCUCAGGAGAAGUUUGCUGAGAUUAAUAAUGCUUAUGAGAUUUUAUCUGAUGAAGAGAAGAGGAAAAACUACGAUCUUUAUGGAGAUGAGAAGGGACAGCCUGGAUUUCCCGGAGGAGGUCAUGGUGGACAGAGUGGUGGGUUCAAUUUUGGAGGACCAGGUGGAUGGCAGAACAUGGGCGGUGGGGGCGGCUCCAAAUCAUUCUCGUUCUCAUUUGGCGGUCCUGGUGAAAGUUCCUCCGGUUUUGGGAUGGAUGAUAUCUUCUCCAUGUUCUCGGGAGGUGGUGGCUCUAAAGGAAGAGAUGGGUUUGGUGGUUCUGGUGGUUUUGGUGGCUUUGGUGGGUUUGGUGGCUCAUCAAAGGCUGAAUCAAGAUCAAAGAGUGGUUCAGCAGCUGCUAUCAAAACUAUAAAUUCUCAGGUUUAUACGAAGGAAAUUAUGGACCAUGGCAUGACUUGGCUUCUGUUGUCUUAUCUUCCGUCUCAAAGGGGAACUCAGUACCAUGAAUCGAUCGUAGAGGAAGUUUCUGAGUCAUUGCAAGGAGCUUUAAAGGUUGGACGUAUAAACUGUGAAACAGAAUCCUCUCUAUGCAAACAACUUGGCAUAGUGCCUCGUAGGGCUCCAAGGUUGUUUGUCUAUUCAUACACAUCGAGUGGAAAAACUACGUUAGCAGAAUAUACUGAAGAGCUUGUUGCAAAGAAAGUGAAGAGCUUUUGCCAGGAACAUCUGCCGAGAUUCUCCAAGAGGAUUGACCUAAAUAGCUUCGAUGUUUCUGCUGUUAGCUCACAGAAGACGCCUAAAAUUAUGCUUCUGUCAACAAAGAAAGACACGCCUGUCAUCUGGCGUGUUCUUAGUGGCUUGUACAAUGGACGUUUUGUCUUCUACAACACAGAGAUCCAUGAUACUUCUGAUCCAGAUGUUCGUAAAUUGGGCGUUGACGCGUUACCAGCAAUAGUUGGCUGGUUAUCGAAUGGGGAGAAGCAAGUCUUGAAAACAGGUAUCACUGUGAAAAAUCUGAAAUCAGCCGUCCAGGAAAUUGGUAAACUGCUAGAAGGGUUUGAGAAAAAGAACAAGAAGGUCUCUUCUAAUAGUCAGCCGGGGCAAGCACAGAGCGAGUCCUUGGAAAAGAUACAACUUCUCUCGAGAACAAACUUUGAUUCCAUUUGUGGAGAGAGCACUCCUGUGUGUAUCAUCGGUGCUUUCAGAUCUUCACAGGGUAAAGAGAAGCUCCAGUCAAUAUUGUCCAAGGUGUCACAGAAAUCACUGUCUCGACGUCAAGCCUCAGGCACAGUUACUCAGGACACAGUAUCUUAUUCUCUUCUCGAGGCAGCAAAGCAAUCUUCGUUCUUGAGUUCACUUGACAAAUCAGAGUUCAAAACAUCUGAUAAGAUCCUAAUAGCUUACAAGCCUCGAAGAGGUAAGUUUGCUACAUUCAAAGGCGAUAUGAGUAUGGAGGAAGUUGAGAAAUUUGUAGCGGCUGUUCUUAAUGGAGACAUACAGUUCACAAAAACUAGACAGAAACCUCAAGUCAAAUGA